Capsella rubella is the source of this 1223-nucleotide messenger RNA. Its product is annotated as cytosolic sulfotransferase 18. Lineage: Eukaryota; Viridiplantae; Streptophyta; Magnoliopsida; Brassicales; Brassicaceae. The record is from RefSeq and is a predicted model, not a curated record. Gene Ontology annotation, cellular component: cytoplasm. Gene Ontology annotation, molecular function: aromatic desulfoglucosinolate sulfotransferase activity. Gene Ontology annotation, biological process: sulfation. The coding region runs from base 34 to 1095 and encodes 353 amino acids. The transcript has a single exon.
ACAGACCAGCAUUCAUCUUCAACAUAACACAACAUGAGUUCAUCAAAUUCUCUUUCUCUAUCUCCAAUCGAAUCCUCCACUACUAUCCCGAGCCACCACCAUGAGGUCGAGAGAGAGCAAACAGAGUUCGAGAAGAAUCAGAAACGGUACCAAGACCUAAUUUCCACCUUUCCUCAUGCGAAAGGCUGGAAACCGAAAGCUCCAAUGAUCCAGUAUAGUGGUUACUGGUUCAUAGAGCCUCAUAUGGAAGGUUGCCUUUACGCUCAAGAGUUCUUCCAAGCGCGCUCCAUUGAUUUGCUCAUUUGUAGCUCGGUAAAGACAGGUACCACCUGGCUCAAGGCUCUAACUUUCGCCAUCGUUAAUCGAUCUCGCUUCGAUGAUUCCUCUAACCCUCUCCUAAAGUAUAACCCUCAUGAGCUUGUUCCUUUCAUUGAGAACGAAUUUGCUUUCUUCCCUCAAAUUGAUGCUUUCAAAGACAAAGGAAAUACUUUGUUUGCUACUCAUAUCCCGCACGGAUUACUACCAAAGUCUGUUGCAAAAUCGGGUUGUAAGAUGGUUUACAUAUGGAGAGAGCCAAAGGACACUUUCAUCUCCUUGUGGACCUUCUUCCAAAAGCAAAGGUUAGACUAUGGCCCUCUCAUUACUCUUGAGGAGUCUUUUGAUAUGUUCUGUCGAGGUGUUUCUGUGUUCGGUCCUUAUCUAGACCAUGUCUUGGGGUAUUGGAAAGCUUACCAAGAGAAUCCAGAUCAUAUUUUGUUCCUCAAGUACGAGACGAUGAAAGCUGAUCCUUUGUCGUACGUGAAGAGAUUAGCUCAGUUUAUGGGGUAUGAAUUCACAGUUGAGGAAGAGAAGGAAGGAGUUGUUGAGAAAGUUGUGAGUCUUUGCAGUUUCGAGACAUUGAAGAAUCUUGAAGUGAACGUAGGGGACAAAAUAAGAGAGGACAUUCCCUAUGUUCAUUUUUCUAACAGUGCAUAUUUCAGGAAGGGAAAGGUCGGAGAUUGGCACAACCACUUGACUCCGGAGAUGGCAGCUCGAAUCGAUGGACUGAUGCAUGAGAAAUUUAAGGGCUCUGGUUUGCUUGAACAUGAUCAAUGAAGGUGUCAAGUUCAGGGAAAUGACGCAUCCUUUUAUACCUUCUUUUUCUUAUAUUGAUUCCAUAUGUGUUAAGUUGUAAUUUGGCAAGAAUAAAUCUCGUUAAUAAAAAUAGUUAAAAUUAGUAUUUU